GCCAGGGCCUUGGCUCGCAUGGCACGGAGAUGGCGCAAAGCAGUGCUCCGUCCUUCUCCUCCCGUAGGUGCACCCUCUCUCAGGAGGACCAGGGCACCAGCUGGAAAGGGCCAGCACACUGCAGCUGUAGCACUGGAGAAAACGAGCGCUUGGUCUUCAGCCCUGCUUACCGCCUGGCAAUGGCCGUGCUCUCCCUCCAGAGAAGCCUCAGCACAGGCAUCUCCACCCUGAAAGACAUCAUCACCCUGAAAAAGGGGAGGCUCUUCACGAUCCUCUUCUGGAUGAGCCUAGCUGCUCUCGCUGGUGCCUACUGCGGGAUCUCGCUGCUCAUGUGGAUGCUGCGGGCAAAGAAUGUGCCACAGGUGCUGCUGGGGCAGCCUGCAGCCAACCUGAGGUCCCUGCGGAACACGCUCGCUCUGUGGGGGGAACAAUCACAACAGAUGCAACAGCUGAGGGAUGAGGUGGCACGCCUGGCUGCAGAGAUCGGCACUAUGAAGAAGGAAGUUCAGCAAAUGAGAGAGGCAGUGUCUGCAACCACACAGAUGUCUGAUUGGGCUCUGAAAAGUGCAGGGGCUGCCAUCGACCUGCACAGAUCAUCCAGCAGCUCUGCAUGGCUCUGCAGGGUGUUUUGGUUCCUGUGUGCUCCACACGUUCUGGAUACCUUUGUGCAGCCGGAUGCUUCCCCGGGAUAUUGCUGGCCUUUCCAAGGGUCUCGGAGUGAGGUGCUAAUCCGGUUGCCUGCACAAGUACGACCAACGGCCGUCACCAUACAGCACACCUCCAAGAUAGCCUCUCCGCUGGGGACUGUCAGUAGCGCCCCCCGAGAUUUCACGGUCUCUGGACUGGAUGAGGAAGGCGAGGAUGAAACUCUGCUGGGGACAUUCACCUACGCCGUGCACAAAGAGCCCACCCAGACCUUCCCUCUGCAGAAUGGGAACCCCAGAGCCUUUCGGUUUUUGAAACUUGGCAUACAGAGCAACUGGGGAAAACCAGGAUACACCUGCAUUUAUCGCGUGCAGGUGCAUGGGAAGAUCGUGGGAUCGAGUGCCAUCAGCCAGACACGUGUGGAGACCCUCCCUCACUAA
Messenger RNA from Gavia stellata (red-throated loon), 1085 nucleotides. RefSeq names its product sperm-associated antigen 4 protein-like. Gene Ontology annotation, biological process: nuclear envelope organization. Gene Ontology annotation, cellular component: meiotic nuclear membrane microtubule tethering complex; nuclear envelope. The record is from RefSeq and is a predicted model, not a curated record. The transcript is spliced from 11 exons. The coding region runs from base 30 to 1085 and encodes 351 amino acids. Gene Ontology annotation, molecular function: protein-membrane adaptor activity. NCBI's taxonomy places the organism in Eukaryota, Metazoa, Chordata, Aves, Gaviiformes, Gaviidae.